AUGAGCAACCACUCCGGCACAAUUCACACGGUCCGCUUCUCACCGAACGGGAAAUACUUGGCCUCGGGCGCGGAUGACAAGAUUGUAUGCAUAUAUACGUUGGACGCGAAUCCGCCGUCCCAUGCUGCGAGCUUCGGGUCGAACGAGGCGCCGCCUGUUGAGAACUGGCGCACAAUCAGGAGACUGAUUGGGCAUGACAACGAUGUUCAGGAUCUGGGCUGGUCGUACGAUUCAUCGAUUCUGGUUUCUGUUGGGCUGGAUUCCAAGGUGGUUGUUUGGUCGGGGCAUACGUUUGAGAAACUGAAGACGCUCUCGGUGCACCAGAGUCACGUUAAGGGAAUUACGUUUGACCCAGCGAACAAGUACUUUGCUACGGCGAGCGAUGACCGGACGGUUCGGAUUUUCCGCUUCACAUCCCCGGCGCCCAAUUCUACGUCCCAUGACCAAAUGAACAACUUCGUGCUUGAACAGACAAUUACUGCGCCUUUUCAGAACUCGCCGCUUACAGCUUACUUCCGACGGUGCUCUUGGUCUCCGGAUGGAAUGCACAUUGCUGCCGCGAAUGCGGUUAACGGGCCGGUAAGCUCUGUCGCGAUCAUUAACCGCGGAGGAUGGGAUGGGGAUAUCAACCUUAUUGGCCACGAAGCACCCGUCGAAGUGUGUGCCUUUUCUCCGCGAUUGUACUCCUCGCAACCGGUUAAGAAAAACCAGUCAGACGGUCAGGAUCAUGGGGUGCAGAACGCUGUCACGGUGAUCGCUUGCGCCGGAGGUGAUAAAUCCCUCAGCGUCUGGAUUACUAGCAACCCGCGGCCGAUUGUGGUGGCCCAAGAGCUGGCGGCGAAAUCUAUCUCAGAUCUGGCGUGGAGUCCGGACGGUAGCUGUCUGUAUGCAACCGCGCUGGAUGGAACGAUUCUUGCGGUGCGUUUCGAGGAUGGAGAUCUAGGCUAUGCUAUGGAGCUGGAGGAGAACGAGAGGUCGCUUACGAAAUUCGGUACGAACCGGAAGGGUGCAGGCAUCGCCGAGACUACGGAUGGAUUACUGCUUGAAGAGAAGAGCAAAGCUGGCGAGCUUAAAGGUGUUGAAGGUCGUAUGGGUGCAUUGAUGGGUGAUGGCCAUGCUGCUGGUGAUGCUGUGACCAAUGGGAAAACGACAUCUUUGCCAUCAAAUGGUGCAACACCGGCGGCAGCCCCGUCUCCGACGGCCGAUGCUCAAAAGUCACAACCGAACGGCACUACAGCGACAUCAACGACAGAACCUGAGAAGCCCGACCCUUAUCAAGCCAAAUUGGAGCGAUUAAAGCAGCGGCCUACUUAUACCAAAGAUGGGAAGAAACGUAUCGCUCCUCUUCUGGUGUCUGGCGCUGGAGGUGCCGAGUCGUCAUUGCCGCAGGCCCGAUUAAUGGCGUCGGUUAGUAGCCAGGUCAAGGCCGAUACGCCGCAAUCCAUCGUCGACCUCUCUAAACCAUUCGACGGGUUGCCCAAGGGUGGCUUAGCGACAAUGCUCUUUGGAAACAAGAGGAAGCUUGCCCAAUUAGAUGAUGACGAAGACGGCCAUGUUGAGAAACGCUUGACUUUGGCAAGUCAGAAUGGCGCGACCCCUGUACUUACCAGCGCACCUGAAGGUCUUCUCCCGGCGCAACCUCAAAACCCCCCUACAGGGCAGCAGCCGACACCAGAGUUCAUUCGACCCGCGGUGGUAAAUCCGUGUAUGUCUGUAAGCCAACUCCGGCUAGCCGUGCCAAAAGUUCGCACGCACAUCUCACGUGCUAUCGACUUGGCCGGCAACCCAACAGAACCUCCCAACACGUCGGGAGAAUCAAAUAAAUCCCGAGUUGACGUUACCUUCGAUGCUCGAAAUCCGUCUGUCGCCAGUUUAACCGGACGACCCGCUGAUCGUGAGCCCGUUCGACUUACGCUCACCCGCGGUGAACAACCUUUAUGGCAAGACUUCCUACCAAGGACCGUCCUCCUUGUCACCGGGAACCAAAGUAUGUGGGCAGCCGCCUGCGAGGACGGAUCGGUAUACAUCUGGACGCCUGCUGGCCGCCGUCUCGUCAGCGCCCUUGUCCUCGAAGCACAACCCGUGAUUCUCGAAUGCAACGGCCCAUGGAUAUUGACCAUCUCCGCUGUUGGCAUGUGCUACGUCUGGAACGUCGAGCACCUCUCCUCCCCACACCCCCCGAUCUCCCUCCAACCCGUCCUCGACGCCGCCAUCCACACCCUAGGUGCCCACCCUAGCGCCGCCCCAUCAAUCACCAACGCCCGCAUCAACUCCGAAGGCCGCGUCAUUGUCGCCCUCUCCAAUGGCGAAGGGUACGCCUACUCUCCCUCCCUCUACACUUGGCAGCGCCUCUCAGAAUCCUGGUGGGCCGUCGGCAGCCAGUACUGGAACACAACCGAAGCCCCCAUCGGCAACCUACAGUCUGCAUCCAACGCACAGCAGAAAGACAAAGAGGCUCGAGCGGCUGUCUCGGCUGGUAUUAUUCCUUUCUUGGAACGUAACACCACGAGCGAGAUGCUUCUUCGUGGCCGCGCUCACUUCCUGCAACGGCUCAUCAAGGCACUCCUCUCAAGAGAGGGUUACGAGAGCUUCGAAUCUAGCGUCUCCAUCGCGCAUCUCGAGAACAGACUCGCCGGUGCUCUAUCUCUGGGUGCGAAGGAGGAAUUCAGAUUAUACCUGUCCAUGUACGCAAAGCGUAUCGGCGCCGAAGGUCUAAAGGGUAAAGUCGAGGAGUUACUCAAGGGCCUCUUAGGCGGAUUAUUUGAGGAAGAAGAUGGCGGUGCAGAGGAUGGGAACUCACAAAAGGCCCUCCAGCUCCGCCCCGAACACGCUGAUCGUAACUGGAAGGAAAGCUCCGAGACGCUCUGUGACUGGCCACGAGAGGUGUUGCUCAAGGAGGUGAUUUUAGCUCUUGGUAAACACCGCGACCUCCAACGCGUCACAGUCCCCUACGCAAAGUUACUGGGAGUGGUCGAUAACGAUUCAAGCGCAGACGAUGCGAUGGAGACAUGA
Molecule: messenger RNA, 3012 nt
Organism: Aspergillus mulundensis
Lineage: Eukaryota; Fungi; Ascomycota; Eurotiomycetes; Eurotiales; Aspergillaceae
Gene: hir1
Product: putative histone transcription regulator Hir1
Exons: 3
Coding region: 1-3012 (1003 amino acids)
Biological process (GO): chromatin remodeling; DNA-templated transcription; regulation of DNA-templated transcription
Cellular component (GO): HIR complex; nucleus
Molecular function (GO): nucleosome binding; protein binding
Source: RefSeq, a predicted model, not a curated record